CUGAUUUUUUUUCUUUCUUUUUCUUAAAGAUCAUCACUUUGAUUUUCAGUUAACCUGGACCUAAAAAGAAUUCAACAAAAAUAAACCCAGAAUUUGCUUCUUUUUGUUUUCUACUAGCAAAUUUAACUAGAGGUACAUAUAAAGAAGAUGACCCAACUUGCACAAAAUUUAGUUUAGCUUUUCAACAUAUGAGCACAGAAAUGGGUGAAGAAGAAGGGAAAGAACCAGUGGCCGUCGACGAAGAAUCGAGUCUUACAAGCGUAAUUCGACGAAUAUCUGUGUUGAUUUCGCAUUCUAAUUCCACUAAAGUAUUCCAUGGGAAAUGGCAAUUGAUAAGAGGCAAACUAGAAGAACUGAAUUCUGGGUUAAAAGCAGCUGAGAAUUGUGAAUUUGGUGAGAAUUUUAUGUCCUCCGAAAUGAUUCCUGAUAUAUUAGUAACAGUUAAUGAAAGUUAUGAUCUUGCGAAUCGAUGUAUUAAUCUUACUUAUAGCGGGAAACUUCUUAUGCAGAGUGAUCUUGAUAUAAUUUGUUCACAAAUUGAUUCUCAUUUAAAGAAACUUACAGGUAUUUAUAAUGCUGGAAAUCUAACCCUAGGUUCUGCAAUUGUUGUUUCUAAACCUAGUUUUGGUUGUAGUAAAGAUGAUAUGAAAUUCUAUGUUAAUGAUUUGUUAACAAGGAUGAAAGUUGGUGGUUCAGAUAUGAAAAUUCAAGCUUUGAAGGGUUUGAGUGAAGUUACAAUGGAAGAUGAGAAAUAUGUGAUGAUUGUGAUUGAUACAGGUGAAAUCGUUGGAAUUUUAGUGGAAUUUCUUGAAUUCACUGAGACAGAGAUUCAAGAAGAGUCAAUGAAGACAAUAUCUGCAAUUGCAGGAUUUGAUUUGUAUAAAGGUGUUCUUGUUGGAGCAGGAACUGUAGCACCUUUGAUUAGGGUUUUGGAAUCAGGAAGUGAGUUGGGGAAAGAAAGAGCUGCUAGGAUUUUGCAGAAACUGACAGAGAAUUCAGAUAAUGCUUGGUUAGUUUCUGCACAUGGUGGAGUUACUGCCCUUUUGAAGAUGUGUACUACUAAUAAUGGUGAUCAGAGUGAUAUAAUUAGUCCAGCUUGUGGAGUUCUAAAAAAUCUAGCUGGGGUUGAGGAGAUUAAAAGGUUCAUGAUUGAGGAAGAUGCAGUUCCAGCUUUCGUCAAAUUGAUGAGAUCCAAGGACGAAUCUUUACAAAUAAAUGCAAUUGAAUUUCUACAGUUAAUGGCUUCUGGAGAUGAAUCCAUUCGGCGAAUUGUUGUCAGAGAAGGAGGAAUUUAUUCAUUAGUCCAAAUUUUAGAUCCAAAAGCUUCUUUCUCAUCAAAAACUCGAGAGAUUGCAUUAAGAGCAAUUGAGAUUUUCUGUUUUAAUUCUAGUACUUCUCUCAGUUCACUUAUGGGCUAUGGGUUUCUUGAUCGGCUUCUUUACAUUCUCCGAAGCAGUGAAGUUUCAGUUCAAGAAUCAGCAUUAAAGGUAGGAAUUCGUCUUUGCGGGAUAUCGGAAGACACUAAAAAGGCAAUGGGGGAUGCAAAUUUUAUGCCGGAGUUUAUAAGAUUACUUGAUGCAAGAACUCAUGAAGUUCGAGAAUUGGCUUCUGAAGUACUGUCCAGCAUGAUUUCAGUCCCAAAGAAUAGGAGGAAACUAAUACAGGAAGAAUGUAACAUUAGCCGAAUGCUGCAAUUGCUUGAUCCAGGGGAGGAAAAAUCAGGUAACAAGAAGUUCUUAUUAUCUAUUUUAAUGUCAUUAACCAAUUGCAACAGUGGUCGAAAAAAGAUUGCACAUUCCAAUUAUCUUAAGAACUUGGAAAAACUUGCAGAAACCGACGUUAGUGAUGCCAAGAAAAUUCUUAGAAAGUUAUCUACCAACAGAUUUCGAAAUAUAUUAAACGGGAUAUUAAGAUCUUAAAGUUUGAUCCUCAUUUUGGUAUAAUAACAUUUAAAUUCACAACCUUGUUUCAAUCUUUUUCAUUUUCUUCAAUUUACUUCUUGCACAAAAUCUUUUCUUCUCCUGUAUUAGUUCUUAAUCUCCAAAAAACGUGUUCAAAAGCGAAAAGUGUAUGUAAUUUAAUUCUGUUAUUAAGGAUGCUUAAAGAUAAUGUA
This is a messenger RNA of Papaver somniferum (opium poppy), 2113 nucleotides long. RefSeq names its product vacuolar protein 8-like. Gene Ontology annotation, molecular function: protein binding. The coding region runs from base 189 to 1919 and encodes 576 amino acids. Lineage: Eukaryota; Viridiplantae; Streptophyta; Magnoliopsida; Ranunculales; Papaveraceae. The transcript has a single exon. The record is from RefSeq and is a predicted model, not a curated record.